AAAUAUUUUACUUGAGUACUACUAAAAAAGGAUUUGCCUUUGCUAUAAAAUAACGGUGUGGAGACUGGUCGCUCAGUGAAACAUGCAAGUGUCAAAAGUGUUAAAAGUUCUGCUUUUUACCCGUUGCCAAUAUUCAAGAAUCAUAAUUUCAAAGAAAAAACGAAAAAGCGUGCUUCCAUGUAAAUUAUAAUGGCACAAACUUUGAAGAGAGGUUCUGUUCUGCCAAUGGUGUUGUCGAGGGAUCCUUCGCCGGAGUUCUUCAAAAGCUCCGCCAUGACAAAAGCCGGAGCUUUGGCUGCCAUCUUUUACAUGGCUUGUGCUGUCCUCUUGAUGAUGUUCAAUAAAGCUGCUCUUUCUUCAUACAGUUUCCCCUGUGCCAACGUCAUCACCCUGUGCCAGAUGAUAUGUUCGUGUUGCUUUCUUUACAUGCUACGAAGUCUAAACCUCAUUUCUUUUACCACCAACGAAUCCGAGACUUCCAAAUCAGCAUAUGUUCCGAUUAGGACAUUCUUCACCACUGCACCUAUUUCCUUAACCUAUUUGCUUUACAUGCUAGCGAGUAUGGAAUCUGUUAGGAGUGUGAAUGUUCCCAUGUAUACAGCCUUAAGAAGAACUACAAUCAUACUCACAAUGAUGCUCGAGUAUGUUCUCGUGAGGCAGAGGUAUACACGUUGUAUUCUUGGAAGUGUGGUGUUAAUUAUGUUGGGUGCUUUUGUUGCGGGAUCGCGAGACUUUUCAUUCGACUCCUAUGGUUAUAUAGUUGUUUUCAUGUCCAACAUCACAACAUCUGUGUACCUAACAACCAUAGCCCGAAUAGGGAAAUCUAGUGGACUCAAUAGCUUUGGCCUUAUGUGGUGCAAUGGAAUUUUAUGUGGGAUCGUUUUAUCGGUUUGGACCUUUGUAAGUGGUGAUUUGGAGACAAUAAUGAAUUUUCCAUAUUUGCGUUCUCCGGGAUUUCUGGUAAUGUACAUCAACCAUGAUGUCUUCACGGUUUUGCUCGGGUGGGCUAUUUUCGGUGGACUGCCAUUUGAUUUGUUGAAUGUCGUGGGACAGCUUAUCGGCUUCCUUGGCUCGGCCAUGUAUGCAUAUUAUAAGCUUACUGGGCAAUAAACAGCUUAAGUCUAAUAUGUCACAUAUUGUAGAAGAAGAUCAUGAUGAGGCCCAGUUAUGAAAUCUGAGGUGUCAUUUAUAAUCUGUAAAUGGUGACUCCACUAGAAGUGUUUUAGCUUUCAGAAUCAGACAAGCACUUGUGUAGAUUGCCUUGCUGGCUUUUGCUGUCUGAUUUUGGAAACUUGUCCCUACUUAAUUGGGAUAUGUAAUGUUUGUUUUGUCCUUAUUAGCUAAUGUGGCAGCUAAGGUUUUCACUAGUAUUAAUUAAGAAUUGGAAAAGCACUUUUUUUUCCUGGAUUGUUGUGAUUAUGGCUGUUGCUUAAUUUGGCUAAGUUUGCUCCUGCUUAAAGGGGACUGCAAUGAUUUUUCAUUUUGUUGUGUGAUCAGUAAAGUCUGAUUUGAUGAAAUAAUGUACACACAAUGUUGGCAGUUGGCUGGUGAAUGGUGG
Molecule: messenger RNA, 1558 nt
Organism: Striga asiatica
Lineage: Eukaryota; Viridiplantae; Streptophyta; Magnoliopsida; Lamiales; Orobanchaceae
Source: the annotation of a GenBank genome assembly